This is a messenger RNA of Pelobates fuscus (common spadefoot toad), 5399 nucleotides long. RefSeq names its product Rho GTPase activating protein 33 (gene ARHGAP33). Gene Ontology annotation, biological process: small GTPase-mediated signal transduction. The transcript has 22 exons. NCBI's taxonomy places the organism in Eukaryota, Metazoa, Chordata, Amphibia, Anura, Pelobatidae. Bases 438 to 4307 code for a protein of 1289 amino acids. The record is from RefSeq and is a predicted model, not a curated record. Gene Ontology annotation, molecular function: GTPase activator activity; phosphatidylinositol binding; protein binding. Gene Ontology annotation, cellular component: plasma membrane.
CGAUGGAGGUUUGUGGUGGUUUGUGCUUGUUAAAUGGCAGUGGGUGGGCGAGGUGAGAGCGCAGACAGUAGGUACCUCUAGGGAGAGAGUGUGAGCAGAGCUGGGGGGUGCUCUCACACCCUAUUGUCAGGGUGCAGGAUUCAUGUGUUCACUCCCUCCCCAUGCUAAUUCAGCUGUAGCCACUGUCUGAAUUGGGACAAUGUAACAAGACUGUCAGGGAAAAGAGACAGACACAGAGAGACAUGCAUGCACAGGCACUAUGGGCGAGAGAGCCAUGCAUGCCAGGCAUGGAGUGUAGACUGCUGUGGAAUGAAAGUGAGUGCCACUCAUACUGAGAGCGCUCGAGACAGACUCAGGAUUAACACCAUCACAGGAUUCCUGCAGACAUGGAGCCCGGAGAGGGCUAAUUACCCCCAGCAGCAGUCACAAGCUACAAAAUGGUGGCUCGCGGAUCGGACACGCUGGAUUCAGGCACUGAAAGCUCCAACCGUCUUAUUUCAUCCACCGCACCCGGCGGCGUGAAGGGAAAACCCAGCAAACGAAUAACCAGAGGACCAUUUGUGAAACUGGCGGACUGCGCUCACUAUCAUUACGAAAACGUUAACUAUGGUCCCAUUCAGCUGUCUAUCUCUGACUCGCGUCCAGAGGAUUCUUCUGCUGCAGAGACGGAUGCUAUAUACAUUGUUCAAGUUACCUGUCAGGGUCGUUCCUGGUCUGUCUUGCGGAAUUAUGAAGAUUUUCGAGUGCUUGAUUCAAACCUUCAUCGCUGCAUCUUUGACAGGCGUUUCUCUCAGUUGCUGGAACUGCCGCCCCGCUCUGAGCUGCCCUCUCAGGGACAGGUCCUCGCCCCACUUCUUGCUCGGUAUUUGAAGGGUCUCUCGGGAAUUGUGGACAGUAAUAUCAACUGUGGCCCCAUACUAAGUUGGAUGGAGAUCGAUAAUCAUGGGAACCGCCUGUUGGUAAAUGAAGAGGCGUCUAUCAAUGUGCCGGCAAUCGCGGCUGCUCAUGUGAUAAAGAGAUACACUGCGCAGGCACCUGAUGAGCUUUCCUUUGAGGUUGGAGACAUUGUGUCGGUGAUUGAUAUGCCACCUCGGGAAGACACCAGCUGGUGGAGAGGAAAACACAGCUUCCAGGUGGGAUUUUUCCCUAGUGAAUGCGUGCAGCUGAUCACAGACAGCAAGAACCCCUCUCCCACAACAGGUAUACAGGAGGGUGAUGUAAAAUUGGCUGUCUCGUCUCCCCAUGGCUCCAACUCCCCCAGACCAGUCUGUAGGAGACAUGGAAAGCUGGCCGGGUUACUGCGCAGUUUCAUGGCGUCUCGGCCCAGUAAGCAACGUCUCAGACAGCGGGGGAUUCUUCGAGAGCGAGUAUUUGGGACAGACUUAGGAGAGCACCUGCUGAAUUCUGGAGAAGAUGUUCCCAAAGUCCUUAGCUCCUGCUCACAGUUCCUGGAGAAGUUUGGGAUAGUGGAUGGAAUUUAUCGUCUGUCGGGAGUGUCGUCCAACAUACAGAAACUCCGACACGAAUUUGACAGCGAGCGAAUCCCGGAUCUCUCGAGAGACACUUACCUGCAGGACGUGCACUGCGUCAGCUCCCUCUGCAAGCUCUACUUCCGUGAAUUGCCUAACCCACUGCUGACUUAUCGCUUAUACCAUCCAUUUACAGAAGCCAUGUCUGCGGCCACCGAAGAGGAGAAGUUAAUCCAUGUGCACGAUCUUAUCCAGCAGCUGCCUCCGCCGCACUACAGGACACUUGAGUACUUGUUGAGGCAUCUGUCACAGCUUAGCGCACACAGUGAGCGUACUGGAAUGCACGCACGCAAUCUCGCCAUCAUCUGGGCUCCUAACCUGCUGCGGUCUCGGGACAUGGAGUCUGUGGGAACGCCUGGAGCAGAUGCGUUUCGUGAAGUGCGCGUACAAUCUGUGCUCGUGGAGUUUCUCCUGUGUAAUGUGGAGACGCUCUUUAGCGAUACCUUCACCUCUAUCGGUCGCUGUGGGCCAAUCCGCCCUCGCUCGCUGAUGGGUGGCUGCCCAUCUGGCCGUCUUGUCAGCCUUCAGGAGGCUCAGGCACGGAGCCAGAGUCAAAGGGAAGCAGCUGAGAAACUGGGUGCAGAGAGGACAUCUCCAAGCAAACAGGAGCGGAUAUUGGAGAACAUUGAGGACAGGAAGCUGUCUCGUGGACGGAAGAAGUCGAGUGGAGGCAGCAGCUGGAGGACCUUCUUUGCUAUUGGAAAAAACUCGUCUCAACACAAAAAGUCUCGACCCGGUGGUAUCCGGGACUCUGUAGCAUGCCAAAGAAUCUCUGAAACAGUCACUCUGCGGUCUGCUAAAAGCGAGGAGUCUCUGUGCUCUCACACUAGUGGAACUGGAUUUCAGCGACCCUCUCGCCUCCGACGCCCACGCUCUACAAGUGAUGGUCUCCCAUCUCGAAUGCCUCAUUGUCACUCAGUUGAGAGUUUGGGACCCACUUCACCCUCUCCGCCAUGUGUGCCAUCUCCCCAAGGCUCUGCACGUCCACAGUCUGCAUGGAUUGAAGAAGAUCUUGAUCUCUCGCCACCACUUCCUGACACAGAUGGUCUCGGAUUCGAUCCUCUCUCCUUCCGUCUCUCCUUCUCGGACCAUGAAGAGGUUCGCUCUCCUGGAACAAUUAAAGCCCAAGUGACGAAUCAGACUCCGUCUCGUUCCCUGCCCCGCAGACUGAGCCUGUCGCCCAUGGGAGGGUGCACUCCAUCUCCUACCCACAGCCCUCCAGAGCGUCUUGUGGCGGACAUGGAGUGCCCAGUCCCCCGUAGCCUUUCUCCUCCCCCACAAGUGCUAUCCUUGCUUUUGCAGUCCUGCCAGCUGAAUGAGACAGCCGUUCGAGACGUCAAAGGGAAGAUAAGUGGAGUCUCUGGUAAACAGGAUUCUCCUACAAGUCGGACAGUGUCUCCCAAGCAAUCUACCCAUCCUCCUUCCCUAUCCCUCCUCCGCCAGGUCCCUCCGCCUCCGCCUCCAAAAGACCCAGCGCGGCUCAUGGCCUUGAAGCUGGCAGAGAGUGCUCAACGGGCCCUGCAGUCUUCCAUAUCAACUGGCACCGUCCCAGCUAAACCAUCCCUGAGAUCUGGGCCCACUCACCCCGCGAUGUCUGUGUUUCGCCGCUCUCUGUCUAUGGAGUGUAGUGAGAUUACGCUAGCCAAGGAAGGACCUCUCUAUUCAGAACUGCGCCCUCCCACGCUGAUUCCCACCCAGCAUCGGCCCCUGAGGAAUCCUGCACACAGUACGCUGGCUGCUGGAAACUCCCCAGCUGACCUCCGGAAGAUUACCCCAACUGUCGCCCCUCCAUCUCGAGUCCCCCGUCUUCACACCAGGUCAGGCAGCCUUCCUGUGCCUCCAAGCUUCUGUGCACCAAGGCCUCGACCACCAAAUUAUCGCUUCGUUGAGGAAGGGCCCAGACUGCCUCCCCAGCGCUCGGCACCACCAUGGCCAGAUCCUGAAGGUCUUUAUUAUGAGAUUCUGGGGGAUCCUCCUCACCUUGCACCCAUCAAUGCAUCCUAUGGACUUAUCCAGACACCCUGGUCAUGUGUUCAGUCUCCUCCAUCUCACCCCCAUCCUGCACCUCCACCGGGCCUUGGUGGCUGGUAUGGAACAGCCCUUCCUUCUGACCCAGAACUUUUCUGCUACCAGAGGUGGGAUAGGGCACCCCCUGCACAACUGCGUCCCUACUUUGUGGGAGGAGGGGUCAGAUAUCAAUAUGUGGGGACUCCUGAAAGCAGAGGACAAGUGGGUUUUCCAGAAAAAAACUCCCGUCUUCUCCCAACAGGUAGAAGGGAAGAACCAAUAUAUAUGAACCUUCCUCCCAAGAGUGAAAUGGGAGGAAACUAUCCCGGACCCAGGGACUCUACAGAUUUGAAACCUGACCUGCCACAUAAACAGCGCCCUGGCCAGCCUCCACCACCUGGACGACAAGAAGGUUUUGGAGGGCCACCACCCAUUCACACGCAGCAGCAACAUUCACACCCACUCCGUCGGGAAGGUUCAUUAAACUUUUUUCGCCCGCCUCUUCCUCCUCCUUCAGCCAUGUGGGGAACUCAGCCUAAAUUCCCUGAAGCCAGAGAGACCCCUUUAAUUACAUAUGAGACUCCCCCAGGAGGAGGCCAAAGAAUGGCCUACAUGCCCCCUCACUGCCUGCUCUCAGAGGGGGGCACUGUGUAUGGGAACCUGGAGCAGAGUGGGACUCAGCACAGAUCCCCCACACCAGCAGGACCGCCUGGAAUUCUGGGGCCCGCCUGGACAGUGCACUCAGAGGGCCAAACAAGGAGUUAUUGCUGAAGGAGGUUCUGAUAGAAAUAAUCAAGUUCCAAACCAACUCCAGCAAUGUGCAGCUCUGGCCGUGGUGUUAUGUCAGUGUGCUUGUUAGACGCCGCUUUCCUGCCAGUGCGUCAGGUUUUUAAAGCAAAGUUUAAUGAUUGAUAAAAGCUCUGGUGAUUGUGCUGGGCAUUAAGAUGAAUUCACUUUUUUAAACGUUUUCUGUCACUUUAACCCCUUUGUUGACAGCCAGCCUCCUACAGAUUGCAGUUAUUUGCAGUCUCUCCAGAUAUUGUAAAUGUUUUUAAAAUUAGCUAAUUACAGUUUUGAUAACUAGCAUUGUGGGUACAGAUUGACUGAAACACAUAACUGAUUCCACGUCUCUUAUUGUUUUUAAUUUUUACAAGCCUGAUAUUCUAUCUCCUGCUUAGCAUUGGCUAUUUGGUUAUGUCGUCGUCAUUGCAGAGCGCUGUAAUGCCAUCGUGGGACCGUCGCUCAUAGAUAUCGCAGAUUGGGUGUAAGCAGAUCUUUCUCUCAGCACAGAAUCAGAUUACUUCUACACUGCAGCCUUUUCCAAUCCUUCGUCACAGCAAAUCUUUUAGCUUUCAUUACUCAUUGUUUUAAUUAAUUAGAAGGCAUUUUAUAGAGGAAUUAUGUUUGUGGGUUCUCAUUUCCAAAGACAUACAGUGCUAUUCACACGAGAAUUCAAAGUGAAUUUCAAUUGUAAGGCCCAGGUAGCCGAACUGGAGGCAUAGCUGACUUGUAGAAGGCUUUCAAUUUGGCUUUUUUUACCUUAAAUGUGAAAUUCACUUUGAAUUCACACGUUCGUGCAUGACCCAGAUAGAGGCUUAUUCAGUGACUGUAAAUUAUGGAUAGUUCACAGAAUUGCAGAUAUUAAACAAUAAAUGGCUGAGUCGGAGUAGAUUCACAGUUUAGACAUUUUUACAUUUUAAAAUUUUAGUUCUGUUGUCAGCACUUCACAAUCUUUAGUUACUAAACCCCUUAAAGGACCACUAUAGUGCCAGAAAAACAAACUCCCUCAGGGUCCCACUCCUGCCGUGCUGAAGGGGGACUCACCUUUCUCCAGCGCCGGGGACUCUCCUCCUCCUUUGGUUG